AUGGCAUACGCAAAAAUAAUUAAUUUUGAAUCAUUACCAUUAAUCAGUGAUAUAAAAAAUAACGAACAGUAUAAAAGCCUCAUUACCGAAUAUGAACGGAUAUUUGUUGAUUAUGUUAAAGAUAUUGUUGAAAAAGACAAAAAUACUGAGUCACGUAUCAAAUGUAUUAAACUGAACUAUAAGCUAGAUGAACUGAAAGAUAAAUUUAUAAAAGUUGUAAACUCUUUAUCCAGUGAAAAAGACGCGGAGGAAAAAUGGAAUAAUUUAGUUGAGAAUAUUAUGUUAAAAAGUUUGGGUACGAUGACAAAUAAUAGUUGUUUUAGAAGCACUAAAUAUCAAUAUAGUUCAGAAGUAAGGGAAUUAAGGGAAACUAUAGAAGUGCAUUGUGAAGAGAGGGAUAAGUUUUAUUAUGAAUUGAAGGAUAAAGAAAUGAAAGAAAAUGAUGUGUGUAAAGAAUUUAUUCCUUGGCUCAUGGAGAGAAUGGUUACCUAUGUAAAUGGUUAUUUAUGGAGAAAAUAUGUUACACAAAGAAAUAAAAUUGAUGAAUUUAUAAUCGAUGAAUGUAGUAUUGUUAAUAUGUUUGACAACAAAUUUGACUGCGCAGGUUAUUAUUCAGAAUUUCGUCAUCAUCUUCCCUAUAGUUUGAGAAGUAAGUACCCUCCAACUAAUAAAUUUAGUACCGGUCAAGAUUUCGAGAAAAUUAUUGGUACAGGUCAAAAUGGCGAGCCAGUUAAAGUAUUAAAUUCUCAAGUAGGUGAAAGUGUAGACCCAUUAAUUUCUAGUCCAGGUUUAGCUAAUAAAAGACAGACCUCAAUAUCACUUGAUAAAAACAGAACAUAUGAAAUUAAACUAGUUACAGAAGAUAAAAGUAAACCUAAAGCCCAAAUUGUUCAAGAUCCAAGUCAUGUACGUAAAGAUUCAAGUGUUCAUGCAACUCAACCCCAAACUGCAGAUAAUACACAAACUGUAUCUCCCCAAACUAUCCUUGGGCGCAGUGUGAGUUCAUCUGACCCAAUUCAAACUGUUUUUUUGGCACCGGAUCCUGCAGAUCAGGAUAAUUCGACCACAUUUCAGUUCCUGGUUAAGGGAAUACCACAACCUAUUGCAGUACCAUCAGCAGCAGCAGCUGCAGCUACAGCAACACCACCACCACCACCGCCACAACAACAACAACAACAACAACAUCCAGAACCAGUAGCAAGACCAUCAGUAGGCCAAGCACAAGCACAAGCACAAGCACAAGUACAAGUACAACAACAACAACAGCAACAACAACUACCACCACCACCACCACCAGCAUCCGUUUCCGCUAGCAGUAGCCAUGUUACUUCUGGUGCAGGACAUAUCAAUCCUAAAAAACUACAGGGUGCAGCUCCUGGAACACACGCUAAAGUUGUAAACCAACCAGUAAGCGUAAGUAGAAAUACUCAAUUGAGCGGACAAAAUAAUCGUGGCCCAAUAACUGGUAUAAAUAUUCAAGGAACACAACAAGUUGUAAUGGCAGAAGAUGCUUUUAAAAAGGUGUUCACAAAUGAAACUAACCUUUUAUGCCAUUUGUUCCCAUUAACGCAGUACACCUCCUUAGGAUCUCUGCUUGGAAUUAAAAGAAAGAAGAGAUACUCGAAAAUAAUACACAAAAUAGCGGUAAAGCCUGCCCAUGACAAAGAAAAAAAAAAGGAUAUAUCAUAUGAUAGUUUGGACGUACCAGUGCGAGACAUAGAAUAUGAAUACUUAAUACGUAACCGUGACAUCCUAAAAGGGUUACAAACGCCAAAGAAAAAAAAAAGUGGCUCAAAAACGAUUGUAGAGAUACAUAUGGAAGUGCUAGAGGAAUGCAAAAGGGAAGAGUGGGAAUUGAUCAGGGAAGAUUUUCUCGAAAUAGUCCUCCAAGAAUUUAUGAAAAAUGAAAGUGACACGUGUGAAAGUACCUCAAGUAACGAUUUGAUCGGGGCAGAUUCACACAAUAGCGAUGAGAUGUACAUACAAAAGCAUCUGUGGCAUAGUUGGGAAGAUGAACAUAAGCACAUCUUCGAUAAGUUGAAAGAGAAAACGUGGUUCCAUAGUUUAAAGAAGGAAUGGAAAAGGGAACAAGAAGGUCUCCAAGAAAAUGAGCUAUCAGAAUGCGACCAACUAAACGGGGAACAAUAUGUUCCCUUCAUAGAAAGGCAAAAAUGUGUAUGGGCAAAGUGGGUUUCAAAACAACGCAUACGCAUGGAGCAGUACGCCGAAGUGGGAUGGUUUGACAAACUGAUAGAGCAGUACCAAAAGGAGACAAACCAUUACGUAGAAAAAGCGACCAACAACACAUCAGCACCAAAAGUGAAUAAAACAAAACAUGAGGCGGAUAACCACGAAUCGUGCGUACUUACAAAAAAGGAACUAAUAACAAAAGUGUGGAUGCUCAUACUCAUGAUGGUUCUGGAUGAAUGCAAAGAGGAAGAUGAUCUGCAAAAUAGGGAGUUGUACUUGGAUGACCACAUAGGAAAAUGUUUGAAGAAAGAAAAUGAGGAAACGUCCCAAGACAUAUCAGAUUUGGACAGAAACUUUUUCGAAAGACCAAAAAAAAAAGAAACUGAUGAGUACAAAGCAGAAAUGUUUAAAAAUCUCAUAGAAGAAGCGAUACACAACAAAUUACACAAAAACGAUCAGCGUGAUGAUAAUGACGUAGAGGAGGAAGACCCCAUGGAGAAAUACAACACGGAUACAUACAUGUUACACCUGAAUGAUGAUCAUACGAAUUCGUUAAAUGGCGAAGAUGAGGAAAGUUUCCUAAAUGGGGAGUAUAUAAACCCUGAGGGGAAUUACCAUGCUGGAAGUGAAGGGGACACCUCCUUGCCAAGCGAACAAGACCAAUUAGGGGAAAUCUUUAACGAAUUAAAAAGCGAAUCAAAUGAACUGCAGAGCGAUAACGGAAUGGGGAAAACACAUCAAAUGGAAGUGACAGAUUCAGACUCAUCAUCUGAUGAAGAUGUAGAGGGCAAAAAAUAUUUCAUCUACAGUUCUAUGCCCAAUUCACCCGAAAAGGGAGGAGAUGAAACUUAUGCAACAUACAACGGGUAA
Molecule: messenger RNA, 3060 nt
Organism: Plasmodium vivax (malaria parasite P. vivax)
Lineage: Eukaryota; Apicomplexa; Aconoidasida; Haemosporida; Plasmodiidae
Product: Pvstp1, putative
Exons: 2
Coding region: 1-3060 (1019 amino acids)
Source: RefSeq, a predicted model, not a curated record